Molecule: messenger RNA, 3968 nt
Organism: Synchiropus splendidus (mandarinfish)
Lineage: Eukaryota; Metazoa; Chordata; Actinopteri; Syngnathiformes; Callionymidae
Exons: 5
Coding region: 6-668 (220 amino acids)
Biological process (GO): B cell receptor signaling pathway; B cell differentiation
Cellular component (GO): external side of plasma membrane; B cell receptor complex
Source: RefSeq, a predicted model, not a curated record
GAGAGAUGAUGUUUCUCCGGAGUAUCUUGCUUCUCUUUACUUCUCCACUCUUUUAUGUUUCAGGAGUUUACGUGGAGCAGAGACCAGCGAACCUGACUGUCACUGAAGGGGACGCAGUUAACAUCACCUGUUGUUUUAAUACAGCUAGGACUGAAGCAGUGCAAUGGAUCAAGAACACAGAGCAAAUACACACUGAUCAAAAUAUCAUAGUUCAACAAAUUUGGAAGAAUUGUGAGAGUUUGAGCUUCAAGAGCAUCAAACAUGAGGAUGCAGGAAUGUACGUCUGCAGGGUGACAUCAGAGAUCCCCACAAUCGCAAUAGUAAACGGACCUGGAACGUACAUCACCGUGAAGGACAGAGGUGUCCGUCAACCAUCGACAGAAUCCCCACAACAGGAACACACGUCUCCUUCAACAGCUCCAAUCGCAGCCACACUGUCUCUGUUGGGAGGCCUGAUCCUGCUCACCGUCCUCUGCUGCUGUUAUGGCAAAAGAAAAAGAGCCCUGGCUUCCAAGGUGAUCCAUGAAGUCCCUCAAACUGACUCUGAGCUGGCAGAGAUGGACAAGCACAGCACCAGUUCCUCCAACAGAUCCACGCAGUGGUAUCAGGUGGUGGUCUACGAAGCCGUGGAAUUCUUGGAGAGCGUCCCCAAGACCAAGACUGCCUGACAGACGAGGAACGUGUUAAACUGUGCCUUUUUUGUUUUCCUGUAGACCAUGUUUCUGAUAAACUUAAGCAACAACAUCUGGGUUCCUCGAUUAACUGUUCCAAGAGCAGGCAAUUUCCUUGGGGGCCACAUUCUAUACCAGGACUGUUGUGAGAGGCAGCCAAACUGCAGAACAGAAGCAAUUGAUAAGAACUGUAAUAUAAGAAAAGUAAGAAGUAACAUGAUACAGAAGAAGAUCCAAUGUGGUAAAUACAGAUUUCCAAAAUUGUAAUUCCACAUUGAUUUAUAAACAUAUUAAAAUGUUAAUAAAUUCAGAUGUAUUUAUUAUUAUAAUUAUUGCAAAUUUCAUUUUCACAAAAAAAAGGGAAUUGAGUAGUCACUUGUUCAGGUUUUAUAAUAUUAUCCACACAUUCAAUGGUAAAGAAAAUAAGAAAGGAACAGGGAAGAAAAGUUGCAAGUAAUAGAGAUGGAAUAGUCCAAAAAAAAAAGUGUCAUGAUGAACUGCAGGGCUUCCAGUUGUCUGCUAGAAACCAGGCACUUUUUUUAGCCUGUUGGUGUACGCUGUGGUUAGAUUAGAUUAGAUAGCCUCUAUUCUUCCGUCAAUGGGGAAAUUCGACUCUUAUCUUUGUACAAGCGUCGAGAUUCAGAUGGUGAAUUGUGAGGCCGCCAAAAAGGUCAGCGACAGGAAGUGGAAACUGCUGCUGAGCGUUGUGCUGGUGUGUGUCGACCAAGGACAGGUCAACAUGGCCUGCACUCAUGUGCCCGUUGAAAUGAUCAUGGAGUUGUUGAGCUACUCUUCUUCAGCAUUAAAGGGUUGGAGAAGAAUGAAUGAAGGACACAGACAAGGUUGGAGACGAGUGCUCAGUCAGCAACUGAUGUAGUCACAUUGCCGCUCACACGAUCACGGAGCCAGAGCAAAGUACAAGUCUAUUCACGUCAGCACCCAAGGGCAACAGUCUAUUUAAAGUCUUAAAUAGAGCGGUUUCUGUGGCCUAACUCCAUUUUUUGGUCAUUUAGAUAAUAUGGGUCAUUGGCCAAAAACAUUCUGCUGCCUUAAACAUAUUAAAUCCAGCUACGUUUGCUCCUCAUUUGUUUGCACUUGUAACAGCAAUGUAUAGCUGUAUUGCUAGGCAGGUUCAGCACUUCACAAACUUAGACCCAGUUGCACUUCAAAACCUGUUAGUGAAGAUGGUGCUGGCACCCUGUGGAGGAAUAAGGACGAGGUUAUUGUUCUACUCAUUGGCUUUAUGUAUGUUAUUUGAGAACCACUGGGGUUUUCUUCAUGUCACGUUAGUUACAGUAGAACAACGCUGCAUGUCUUUGGUUUCUGGGCCAGUGAAGCCUGCAUUAGCUCCCUCACCAUCCUCUUGUGCUGUCGCUGUUGCUGUGCACCACGUCCACAGGCGCGGCUUCCCCUGCCUGCUGAGUCGCAGCACAUGGCGCAUCUGCUGGCUGCGUGAAGAGAAAUAUCUGAACACUGCCUCUGAUGCCUGACUGAGCGCCUUAUCUCACGACUAUAAAACAAGCCAUUCCCUAACCUGAUGAACACAAUAAAACACCAACAAACUUUGUCCAAACAAACCUGAUAGUGACGAGACAGAGGUAUUAAGAGGAAUAAAUUAAAUUAAAAAAAAUAAAAUAAAAUAAGCAAAAUGCAAUAUGUGCCACAUUGUGAGACAGGAAUGGACAUGGAUGUGAUUCUAAAAACACCACACAGGUGAAAACAACUUGUAAUUAAUUAUUCUGUCAAAUAAUUUUUUUUUUUUUAAAUGCCAUAUUUAAUUCCGACACCUGUUACCAUAACAUAUGGAUUAUAGGAAGCUUACAGUAUGAGCACAAUAUCUGCGUUGAAUGGCUAUAUGUGUGCCUCACUUUUUUUUUUUUUUAUUCAUCUUUCAGUCAGUCAUUUAAUACAAGUUGUAGUGUUUCCUGAUGUGUUUAUUUUCAAGAGUGUAUUGUUCGUCCUCAAUGGCUCAACUUUUCAAUUCUGUCAAGCCAUCUGUGUCUUCUGUCACCUUUGUAAUGCUUUCGCCACUUCACUGUUCAUUUUGGUUUCAAUUUCUGUUUUACUAACUGGAGCUUGUAGCAGUGUGAAUCUUUCUUGUUGCUUCUUUUUCACACAUGCCAGUGUUUUCAUCAAAUCAGAAUUCGGAAUAAUGGUGUAUGCCAGCGGUGUAAAAAAAAAAGUGAGUAAACUUGUUUAAAAUGAGCUUAGUUUGGAAUAUUGUUUGUUAAAUCGCCAACAAAACGGAUUUCAACUGUCUGCAUGCACAGCGGUGACACACUCACACACAGUUGCACAAUAAACCAAACUGCUAUUACUAAAACAUAAUAUGAUAAUAUUGAUAAACCCUCUGAAAUAAAUGUAAAUGAAAAAUGACAGAAGACCACCAUAUUUCUGGGCGAGACCAGUGAAGAACUAGAUGACAGUAACCACUAUUUUCAGGUGAGAAUACUCCAGUUGGCCAGACUGGUUAAAUGAGAGGUCCUCUCUUCCCUCCAGCAGCCAUUUAUUCAUACAAAGACUGUUUCUCCUUUACCUCGGCUGUGGCAAUGAACAGAAUAGUACGUUCACACUUAUGUAGCCGUCUUUUUCACUUGAGUCAGCAACAUGCAGCAACUUGCUAAAGGCCUGAAAAGGGUGGACAUGAAAACAUCUCGAGACAGUGCAGUGUUUGCACCAAUCAACAGGAAGGGGAGACAGAUGACAGUUCUCUCAUGUGGUGAAGCAGCUUCACCUCUUUGUGCAGACUGCAUCUGUCAGAGAGGAACAAUGGUGUGUCGGCUCAGCAGCCUGCUACUUUCUGCUCUGCUCUCUCGUAAGUAGGAUAAAAAUGUGUUACUGUGAAUUGUUAUGUUGUGCAGGUGUUUGAAUCUAAGCGUUUUGAAGUAAGUAUGAAAACUGAAUACACACCUUCCAAAGAAGAAGUUUUGGAAUGACGAUAAUAGAGUAUUUCUACUUUCAUUUAGUAGAAAAGGUACACUGUUUUUGAUAACUAGGACUUGAAUGUUCAAUUGUGGAACAUGAACACAACCGCAGGUAGAAGUACACAGAUGCAGGGUCAGCGAAAAUUAAAUUGAUGUGCAAAAAUAUCAUGGGUUAAUGAUGAUCUUCAAAAUUAAAAAACAGAAUCACAACAAAUCAAUGAAGAUCAUGAGCAUAAUACUUAGCAUCUGUUUGCUUUUUCAAUGUUACCAUGGUUAAAAACAAUGUGGAUAAAAGUGUUCAAAUGUUUCUCAUAUCCACCAGUGCAGGUGAAACCAUGUAAAAUACUUAAAACGUUGGACUUGACAAACUUGU